Molecule: messenger RNA, 6108 nt
Organism: Dromaius novaehollandiae (emu)
Lineage: Eukaryota; Metazoa; Chordata; Aves; Casuariiformes; Dromaiidae
Gene: STK17A
Product: serine/threonine kinase 17a
Exons: 7
Coding region: 227-1450 (407 amino acids)
Biological process (GO): positive regulation of apoptotic process; protein phosphorylation; intracellular signal transduction
Cellular component (GO): nucleus
Molecular function (GO): ATP binding; protein serine/threonine kinase activity
Source: RefSeq, a predicted model, not a curated record
GCGUUAAAGGGCGGGGCCUCGUGCGCGUGUGGCCCUGCCCCUCUGCCCGGUCGGUGCGGCGCGGCGCGGCGCGUGCUGCCGGCCGCCUUCCUCGAGCAGCGGCGGCCGUUGGCGGGCGGCGGGAGGAAGCUCGCGGCGGAGCGGAGCGGGGCAGAGCAGGAAGAAGGAGAAGGAGGACGACGACUAGGAGGAACCGUCCCACCGCGAAGGGCGAAAGCCCCGCGCCAUGAGCCCCGAGGAAAAGCCGCCGCCGAGCCGCUCCCGCGGUGAGCGUCCGCCUCAGCCUCAGCCCGCCGCCGGCCGCGGCCGGCGGCGAGGCGGCCUCCUGACCGAGAUCCGCACGCCCAUCCGCACCGAUCCCUUCCAGGAGCGCUACAGCCUCAGCCCCGGCAGGGAGCUCGGCAGAGGAAAAUUUGCAGUGGUGAAGAAGUGCAUUCAGAAAGGGACUGAAAGAGAGUUUGCAGCAAAAUUCAUGAGGAAAAGAAGAAAGGGCCAAGACUGUCGGAUGGAAAUAAUCCAUGAAAUUGCAGUCCUUGAGUUGGCACAAUGCAACCUUUGGGUCAUUAACUUGCAUGAAGUUUAUGAAACUGCCACGGAGAUGAUUUUAGUCCUGGAAUAUGCUGCUGGAGGUGAAAUUUUUGACCAGUGUGUGGCUGAAAGGGAGGAAGCCUUUAAAGAAAAAGAUGUUAAACGACUUAUGAAGCAAAUUUUAGAAGGAGUUUCAUUCUUGCACAGAAACAAUGUGGUUCAUCUUGACUUAAAGCCCCAAAAUAUUCUACUAACCAGUAAAUCUCCUCUGGGUAACAUAAAGAUAGUAGACUUUGGUCUUUCCAGAAUAAUGAAGAGCAGUGAGGAACUAAGAGAAAUUAUGGGAACUCCAGAAUAUGUAGCUCCUGAAAUUCUGAGUUACGACCCAAUCAGUACAGCAACAGACAUGUGGAGCAUUGGAGUACUGGCAUAUGUCAUGUUAACAGGGAUAUCUCCAUUCUUAGGAGAUGAUAAACAAGAAACAUUCUUAAAUAUAUCUCAAAUGAACAUAAGUUACUCUGGAGAAGACUUUGACCUCAUAUCAGAGUCUGCUGUGGAUUUCAUCAAAACUCUGCUGGUUAAAAAACCUGAGGAGCGGGCAACUGCUGAAGAAUGUCUUCAACAUCCAUGGCUAGAACAAAGUGAUGAUCGUGCUCACAGAGUCUGGAGUAAGAAUACAGGAGGGGAGACCAGUGAUGUCCAGAGAGAUGCAGAUUCUGCGUCUGGAAAAUCUGUAGAGGCCGAGAAAACUGAAGAGGAGGAUUCAGUUGUGACAGAAGAACUAAUUGUAGUGGCUUCAUACACACUGGGACAAUGUAGGCAGUCAGAAAAAGAAAAAGUAACUGAGCAGAAAGCCAUUUCCAAACGAUUUAAAUUUGAGGAACCACUGCUGCAAGAGUUACCAGGAGAAUUCAUUUACUGAACUGUGUGGAAGUUCAUAGCUGUAACUGAAAGGCAGGGGUUUCUACUAAACAACAAAAAUAUCUUAGCCAAGGGAAUCUCUGAUAUGCAAUAGAUGUUCUAGAUAAAGGAAAACAUUCAUAAAUGACAACUAAGGAAAAUGUGCCAAGCUUUUAAUUUUGUGGAACAGUUAAACAAGAUUUCAAGUGGCUGAUAGGAAACUUAACAAGGAUAAAAACUUAUUUUUGUUUGCAUUUUUAUUUCUGACUUUAGUCUUUGUAUAGCAGAGUCUCCGUUAAUUGUUCCAGUGUUCUGGAGAAGUUGACAUGAGAGGAAGUUUCAGUGACAGAUGCCAAAAGGAGUAUUUUUUUAGGAUACAUUCUGCCAUUUAAUGCAAAUAUACGAUGCUGGGUUUUCUGCAAACACCUUUUAUCACUCCUGACUUCAGUGGAACUAUCUACUGAUUUAACAAUUGUACAAGGAGAGAAUCUGACUGGUUUCACCUACAGAUUUUGAAGCUAUACUGUGUAUUUCUGAGUUUACAUCAGGUCAAAGACCCAGACUCAUCUGGCUUGGAGCCAAGCUAACUGUGAGCUGGGUUUAUCUACUGAGGGAUAGAUGUGUCCCACAGGUAAAGAAAUCUGCAUCAGUGAACAAUUCCAGAUCACAGUGGAGAUGCUUCAUGAUUUGGGAGCACAGUAAGAUCCUGGUCUGGAGGUUGACAAGUCUGCAUAAAUAAGACUCCUGAGAACUAGCAGAGACUGCUCCCUUCUCCUGUGUUGGGCUAGAUGCCCUAAUAAAAUCCAGCUCUAUAUGACUACACAAAGUGUUGAUGAGAAGGAAAAAUGACACAGGGCUUGAAGUAGCUCUACUGAAGUUAUUGACAUUCUCUCCACUGGCUUCAGAAUGUUGGUCCAACUAAUGAUAAAUAAGCCCUUGAUGGGAGUGUUCCCCCUUCCCCCACCCCAGACCCAGCUGGGGUUUUACUGGGAGCCUGAGGUCAUUGCUGACUUCUUUCUUUUCUUCUAAUAGCUGCUUUAAGCAGGAAAAAAGCAUCCUUAAGCUAAACUGCAUAACCUUGUUCAAUAUAGCUAUCAGUUGAGAAAAAGGAUACCCCUUCCUCUCAAGUAAUGAAGCACAUCUCAUUCCUCAUGCUUCCCAAUCACUCUCCCUUAGACAUUUAAUAAAACAGUAUGUGUAUGAUGGGGCAGAGUGGGAUUAGGGAGCUGUAUGGAUGGGUCAUAGUUCUCAAUGGACAGGGUCCUCCAUUACAGGAUAAAGCAGGGACCACCUGGGCAUCAAAACUGGUUUUUUCAAUGUACAGAUCCGAGGCUCUUGGAUGGAGUCCUAGUUUUCUUAGAAAUCUUUCAUAUUGAUGCUGUUCCAAAGUCUAAUUUUUAUGUAAUGGAAGUUUAGUGCUAUUAUAUUGCAUACUGUUAACUGUUCAACUAUUUAUUUGGUUUUCUUAUGCUGUUCCUUUAUAAUAAACCCUGACAAAAGUUUUCUUGCUAUAAAACAAUGAAUAGAAAUUCUUAAGCUUAGUUUUUCUGUUUUUCCAUGUUGCAACAGACUCCUAAUUUCAAACAUGUACUGGGAAUGUUCUUAUUCUUAAUGAACAGGAGUUCAGUGCUCUCUGCUACUAUUACAGUUCCUCCUUCACACAAAAGGUAAAUGGCUUAUUAUGUGAUCUGAUUAGUAUUACUGUAAGGGUUAGACAAAGCAUUGGUAAAGAAAAAACUGCAGGAAGAGCACUGGGACAUUGAGGAAAUGUGCAUUUUUCUAUAAUGCUUCAUUGCCAGUGGUCUGGUUGCCUUCAUUUGAAGCCACAUCAGAAAAUGCACCCAAAUUAAACAGUUCCAUGAGACAAUUCUCCUGUUGAAUUACAUAUUGAAUGUACAUGUAGGUAGGACAACAUCUCACUCCACGAAGACCUUUAUAUAAUAAAACAUCCAGUAGUACUUGAAUAAUUCAAUUUGGAUGUGUUUUAUAUUGUAAUCCAGAGAUGCCUUUCAUACUCUCAAAAUCAGUCAUUCGCUGCUUUUUUUCUUCCUGUAGACAGGAACCUGGUAGACUUGUACCAUAAAGAUUUCUUUGGAUAACUGUGGCUGGCAAUUAAUAGAAAUUAAACAAGAAUCUUUGAGCCCACAGAGUCAUUGUGUUAUAUGGGCAUUCUUGGAAGUGAGGAACAGUAGCUGCAUUACACAUGUUUUUCUACCCUUAGUGCUGACCACUGUUAGACUCAAGUCAGUAUUCUUCAUAGGCAUCUUUCUUUUAGUGUUCGGUCGUUUGCCCAAAACAAUCUGAGUUACAUAAACUUUUGAAGUUCAAUUAAAAUUGCAGUGAUUAAAGCUUGGAUAACCUUGACUUGUUUUUUUUACAUCUGAACUUCCUUGCUUUUAACAAGUUGCACAAAGCACAGACUCAAACAUGUCACAUCCCACAGUUACAAAACACAAAUUUAUGUUGCUAUAUCUAGAUACCUAAAUCAUACUCUAGUUCAUGGUUGCUCAUGGCAAAUCAUUUGAUGGAUCUCUAAGCUGUUUUAAUUUCUGUGUAACCACAGAUUAGCCCUCAUAGUUAGGGAUGUGGGUUGGCACUAAUGAAAGAGUGGAUGCUGGGCAGCAUACAUUUUGUCCUAUAUUUACUGUUUGUAAUAUAUGACAGUGAAGCUUAACAUGUAUGAAUGAAUGGUGUACUUGUUACAAGGCCAGCUUCUUUUGAAUUGGCUGCUUUAAGAUUUCCAGUGUGCUGCACUUUCAUUUAACUUUUUGUGCCUUAAGGUGGUUUUUUUUUUUUUUAGUGUUUUUAAUGUCAUUAAGAAUUUAUAUAAAGUUGUGAAAGCUUAAUAAUAUAAGCUAUAAGCAAGGCAUUUUAAAUUGGCCCUAUAAUCCAAAAAAGCUUCUAUGCUGUAUUACUGCAGGACUAUCAGCCAGUUUCACUUGCAUUUGAAGCUCUUUCUAUUCCACUAUAAGUGUGGGUAAAGCUGUAAAUUAGGUAUUCUUUCUCUAUGCUGCAGAAAGCAGCUGUUGAGCUUACUGGUUUUGAGAGGUUUAAUUACUAGCAAACUGAUCUGUUAAGACUGACAACAAAUCACUAGCUUGUGAAGAACAGCUGAUUCUCUGCAGCUCCUUGAAUGUGGAGGACUGCUGUAUGCACAAUUUAUCUAGGGGGGAAAAAAAGCUGCUUAUGCUUGGUGGGUGGAGAGAGGGAAGGAAUAAACUCCUUGACCCUCAUCCCUUUGGGACUGAAAUAGCAUUGCCCACAUGUUCCAGCUCUUCAGUCAAUUACACUUGGCACCUGCUGGGGCCCUGUGUCUACCAGUGCCACAGCCUGCCUGCAUGAGGUUUGGAGCAAGGCUGCUAUUUGCUUGAAUGGAAGAAUCAAAGGAAUGGAAGGGAAGAACAGAUGUUCUUAGAAACUGCUAGAGAAUUGCUAAUUCUAGGGCUUUGAUAUAAAAGACCUGAACUAUUGGCUCCCUAUGUACUGUGGGGUUUGGAGGUGGGGGACAGUAUGAUAGGUCUGAAAGGUGCAGGCCUGUACGUCCCUUGUGAUUGUUGGCAUGAAGAGCAAACACAUCUAGUUGAAAGCAAAGCCUGUUGCUUUGCCUCUGUUUGUUGCUAACUGCUAUGUUCUUUUUUUUCUUUUUGGAGGAGGCUCCAGACAUACAGUCAUUAAACCAGAAGCUCUAUAAAAAAAAUCCUGUUCUUUGCCCAAAACAGAAUUUUUACUGUGAUUUGUCUCACUACUUACCUUUAUUUUUCUUUCCUCUCCCAUUGAGGAUCCCUAAAUGCAAAAGCAGUGAAUUCCAGCUUGUAACCUACCAGAUGGAUCUUGGUAUCAGUCAGUUAGGAAACCUGAACAAAAGUUAACUGCCCAUUUUCAACUGGUGGUGCUGGUAGGGGGCAGGGAGGAAGAUGGGCCUUGGACCACUUCAUUCCAUGGCUCAGGAUCUCUCUUAAGAUGUUCCAGGAACUCAUCUUGGAAGACAGUUCUACAGUUUAAAGAAAUGCUGCCAGCUCAUUAUAUGUCUCUCAAUAUAUUUACUGUUUCAGAAGCUUUGCAAUAACUGAAACUUUCUUCUUGAAUAGUAGACAGGCCUUUGCAAAGUUUCUUUUUAUUAGUUCUUCAUUGGAAAAUACUUUAAAACAUAAUGAUUUUUAAAAAAAAGCUUAAAGUCAACACUUGCUGAUUUGAAACAGAAUUUCAAAAGUUAUGCUACCUUAUCUGAUGCAAAAUGACUGAAUGAUUACUGGAAUCUGUAUUAAAGCUAAAGCAAGUACAGUGUUGCACUAUGUGAACUAUGGCAACUUUAAAAUUGAUUCUUUUCUGUGUUUGGUAACUGUACACCUUGCUUCACCUUUAGCUUUGAGUAAGAACAAGAUUUGUAUUGCCAGAAUUGGGUGGUAAGGUGUUAUAUGGAGUCUUUUGUUCAAAUGCCCUUGCCUGCCUCCAAAAACUUCUGUAUUUUUCUCAACAUCCAUAUAACAAGAUUACUGAUACUUUAGUUUUCUGAAUUAAGUAUUUGUUCAAUUUAUAUUGGCUGCACAAAGUGCACCAAUAAUCCUUCCCGCUCCAAAGCAAUACUCAUUUGCAUUGCAGAGAUCUUCAUGAUACAACUUUUACAGAUGUUGAAUUAAGCUUCAUUGGCAUUAAUAAAUAUAGUCAUAUUACUCAUGUAAA